Messenger RNA from Aspergillus ibericus CBS 121593, 1086 nucleotides. It is a transcript of the gene sonA, whose product is annotated as putative nuclear pore complex protein (SonA). The coding region runs from base 1 to 1086 and encodes 361 amino acids. Gene Ontology annotation, molecular function: ubiquitin binding; RNA binding. Gene Ontology annotation, cellular component: nuclear pore. The transcript is spliced from 2 exons. The record is from RefSeq and is a predicted model, not a curated record. Gene Ontology annotation, biological process: RNA export from nucleus; transcription-dependent tethering of RNA polymerase II gene DNA at nuclear periphery. Lineage: Eukaryota; Fungi; Ascomycota; Eurotiomycetes; Eurotiales; Aspergillaceae.
AUGUCGCUCUUCAGUGGUGUCGGCGCUUCGGCGACCACGGCUGGUCAGACCAACACCACGGGUGAUACCUCGAAAGAUGUCGCCCUCAAUUCUCCUCCCGAGGACAGCAUCUCGGACCUCCGAUUCUCGCCCGCCAGUGAUCAUCUUGCAGUCGCCUCGUGGGACAAGAAGGUUCGCAUCUAUGAGAUCAACGACCAGGGCCAGAGCGAAGGCAAAGCUCUGUUCGAGCACGAGGCCCCUGUCCUGAAUUGCUGUUGGUCACCGGAUGGUACGAAAGUGGUCGGAGCCGGUGCCGAUAAAGCCGCUCGCAUGCUGGACCUCGCAGCCAAUGCAACCACCCCCGUCCAAGUCGCCGCCCACGAUGCGCCCAUCAAGUGCUGCCAUAUGAUCCCGAACCCGGCCGGAAAUAGCCCGCUACUGGUGACCGGCUCUUGGGAUAAGACCGUCAAAUACUGGGAUUUGCGACAGUCCACGCCCAUUGCGACGGUGGAGUGUCAGGAGCGGGUCUACACCAUGGACGUCAAGAACAAGCUCCUCGUGGUCGGCACCGCUGACCGGUACAUCAACAUCAUCAACCUCGACAACCCCACCAAAUUCUACAAGACUAUGCAGUCCCCCCUCAAGUGGCAGACGCGGGUAGUCAGCUGCUUUUCCGACGCCACCGGGUUUGCCGUCGGCAGCGUCGAGGGCCGCUGUGCCAUCCAGUACGUCGAGGAGAAGGACUCCAGCUCCAACUUCAGCUUCAAGUGCCAUCGCGAGACCCCCCAACGGGAUGUCCACAACAUCUUCUCCGUCAACUCCAUCUCCUUCCACCCUGUUCACGGCACGUUCAGCACCGCCGGCAGUGACGGCACGUUCAACUUCUGGGACAAGGACGCCAAGCACCGUCUUAAGGGAUACCCCUCCGUGGGCGGCACCAUCUCUAGCACUGCCUUCAACCGCAGCGGCAACAUCUUCGCAUACGCCGUCAGCUACGACUGGAGCAAGGGCUACUCCGCCAACACCCAGCAAUUGCCCAACAAGGUCAUGCUGCACCCCGUCGGCCCAGAAGAGGUGAAGCCCAGGCCAGUCACCCGGAAGAGGUAA